Chelmon rostratus (copperband butterflyfish) is the source of this 3192-nucleotide messenger RNA. It is a transcript of the gene cdk11b, whose product is annotated as cyclin-dependent kinase 11B. Gene Ontology annotation, cellular component: nucleus. Bases 47 to 2512 code for a protein of 821 amino acids. The transcript is spliced from 20 exons. NCBI's taxonomy places the organism in Eukaryota, Metazoa, Chordata, Actinopteri, Chaetodontiformes, Chaetodontidae. The record is from RefSeq and is a predicted model, not a curated record. Gene Ontology annotation, molecular function: cyclin-dependent protein serine/threonine kinase activity; ATP binding. Gene Ontology annotation, biological process: protein phosphorylation; regulation of mitotic cell cycle.
UAAUACCGCUGCUGCGCAUAUUUCAGGCGGUGGAGAGCGGCUGCUGAUGGGGGACGAAAAGGAGACCUGGAAAGUAAAAACUCUUGACGAAAUCCUACUAGAGAAAAAACGCAGAAGAGAACUAGAAGAGAGAACAGAUCCCAAGCGCCAGAAAAAUUUCACACAGGGCCUUGUUCCACAGGCGGAUGAUCGGGAAGCCAAACGAGACACUCCGGAGGAAGGAGAACUACGGGAUCAAAGGAUGGAAAUAACAAUUCGUAAUUCCCCGUACACACGGGAAGACUCAACAGAAGACAGGGGAGAGGAAGACGAAUCACUAGCAAUCAAGCCUCCACAGCAAAUAGCAAGAAAAGACAAAUCUCACCACAGAAAGGAGGAGAAGAGAAAAGAUAAAAGACGUCAUCGUAGUCAUUCUGCUGAAGGAGCAGGGAAGCAUGCGCGACCCAAAGAUAAAGAAAAAGAGCGAGAAAGUGAUCGCAGGAAGCGACAGUGGGAAGAAGACAAAGCCCGGCGAGACUGGGAGAGGCAGAAACGAAGGGAACAGGCCAGAGCUCAUUCACGGAGAGAGAGACCUCGAUUGGAUUCUCCUGGGUUUUUUUUGGACCACAGGGACCGGCUGGAACAGCUCGAACGCCAGCGUGAACGGGACCGAAAAUUGCGUGAACAGCAGAAAGAGCAACGCGAAUUGAAGGAUCGCGAGAGGAGGGACGAGGAGCGACGCAAAGAGCGAGGUGCUCGACGAGAAGUCCCAUCUCACCACCGGAUGCUACCUGACGAGUAUGAUGACAAGCCAAAACAAAGUCACCGCAGCCGAAGUCCCAUGCGCGUUUCCCGGGACAGAUCUGAACACAGUGAACCACGCAAAAGUGCAACUUCAAAGGAGGAGAAGCCAGAGGGCAAAGACCUGCUUGCAGACCUUCAGGACAUUAGCGACAGUGAAAGGAAGACCAGCACAGCAGAAUCCUCCAUGGCUUCAGGAUCGGGCUCUGAAGACGAGGAGGAUGACGAUGAUGAAGAGGAGUCUAGCAGCCAGAGUGAGGGUGAAGAAGAGGAAGGGGAAGAGGAAUCUGUCUCAGGCUCGGGAAGGUCUGAGCAGAGUGCAGAGGACGUGAGUGAGGACGAGCAGUCGGAUGAUGAUUUUGAAGACGAGAAGGAAGAUGGAAAUCACAUACCUGCAGUGCCAGAGUCCCGUUUCGAUCACGACUCUGAGGAGAGUGGUGAGGACAUGGAGGAAGAGGAGGAGGAGGAGGAGGAGGAAGAGGAAGAGGAGGAUGCAGGAGAGGGUGACCCCACGCCUCACUCUCAAACUCAUUCUCGCUCUCCAACGCCUGAAGAGAACUACAUCCCGGACUCCCCCCCAAUUUCACCUGUGGAGCUUAAGAAGGAGCUGCCCAAAUAUCUGCCUGCUUUACAGGGUUGUCGCAGUGUUGAGGAAUUCCAGUGUUUGAACCGAAUAGAGGAGGGAACCUACGGUGUGGUGUACAGAGCCAAAGACAAGAAAACAGAUGAAAUUGUGGCCCUAAAAAGGUUGAAGAUGGAGAAGGAGAAGGAGGGCUUCCCCAUCACAUCUUUAAGAGAAAUCAAUACGAUCCUGAAAGCUCAGCACCCAAACAUCGUCACAGUGAGGGAAAUAGUUGUUGGAAGUAAUAUGGACAAGAUCUACAUUGUGAUGAACUAUGUCGAACACGACCUGAAGAGUCUGAUGGAAACCAUGAAGCAGCCUUUCCUGCCAGGUGAAGUAAAGACUCUGAUGAUUCAGCUGCUUCGAGGUGUCCGACAUCUUCACGAUAAUUGGAUUCUCCAUCGUGAUCUGAAGACGUCCAACCUGCUGCUGAGCCACAAGGGCAUCCUCAAGAUUGGCGACUUUGGUUUGGCCCGAGAGUACGGUUCCCCCCUGAAGCCCUACACCCCUGUAGUGGUGACCCUUUGGUACCGCUCACCAGAGCUGCUGCUUGGAGCCAAGGAGUACUCCACAGCUGUGGACAUGUGGUCAGUGGGCUGCAUAUUUGGCGAGCUCCUCACCCAGAAACCUCUUUUCCCUGGAAAAUCUGAAAUUGACCAAAUUAACAAGAUUUUCAAGGAUCUGGGUUCACCCAGCGAGAAGAUCUGGCCCGGCUACAGCGAACUGCCCGCUGUGAAGAAGAUGACUUUCACAGAGUAUCCCUACAACAACCUGCGAAAGCGCUUUGGAGCGCUGCUCUCAGACCAAGGCUUUGACCUCAUGAACAAGUUCCUCACCUACUGCCCCAGUAAGAGGAUCUUAUCAGACGAGGGGCUCAAGCACGAGUACUUCCGCGAGACGCCGUUGCCCAUCGACCCGUCCAUGUUCCCCACCUGGCCGGCUAAGAGUGAGCAGCAGAGGGUGAAGAGAGGCACCAGUCCUCGUCCACCCGAGGGAGGCCUGGGCUACAGUCACCUGGGUGACGACGACCUAAAGGACACAGGCUUUCACCUGACAACCAGCAACCAGGGAGCAUCUGCUGUUGGUCCAGGAUUUAGCCUCAAAUUCUGAGCCCGAAACCUGCAGGACACCUGGCUGUCUCGUUGAGAAAGAGGGAGCUAAGAGUUCUGGGACUGGUUGUUCUUUUGGAACUGGACAGUGUCACUGGUUUACAACUGUAAACCUGAUCAUUACAACUGUUACCAAAUAGUCAGGACUGUCUCACAGCAAGACUAGUGGCUCAAACACGUUGAAUUUCCAGAAUUUCUUCUCUUUUCUUCUUCUUCUCUAUAUUUUCAAGCCAUUUCACCAUUCUAAUGUGGCCAUUUUAGCUCUUAAAGAGGAGACACAACCAUACAUCUGUUAGAAGUUUAGCUCUCAUGUUUGACUUUUGUUUUAUUUUCCCUUUUAUACUUCAUGAGAGAGGACCAGAUUUUAUAAAUGGUUGGUAUUUCCUGGCUGCCUGAGCUACUGUAUAAUGAUGCAGCGCUGGCCGUGUUUUCAAUCCAGCAUUAUGUUAGAAAUUUACUUUAGACUGUCAGGUCUUUUGAUGACAGGGGGACGAUGCCUUUGCUAGAAAUAAAGUUUGAAACUGUAUUUUGUCUGCUGCUCUCCCUGUAUUUACAAACUAUGUCCAAGCUAUGCAAACACAACCGCACGCUGCCAGAGGACCACAAAAAAAAGAAGGGAAGUGGAGCCUUAAAAAAAAAAAAAAAAAAAAAAAUCCAGCCUUGAACCCAACUUGGUAAUCG